CCUCAUAUGUCAAUAUCACAUCUUUAUCAUAACCUCAAAAAUUUGAAUUUUGAAACACUGAACAAGUGUGUUUAUUUUAGUUUUUGAAAAGUGAUAGUAAAUAUCAAUAAAAAUGGCUGAAUUAGUAAAUCAACGUAUUGAGGACAUGAUAAAUGAGUUGGAACAGAUGCGCAGGGUAAAUUUAUACAGUGAAGAAGAAAUAAAAGAGAUAUCAAGAAAACGCAAAGAAUUCGAAUAUCACAUCCAACGUAGAGUAAAACAGAAAGAGGAUUACGUCCAAUACAUAGCUUAUGAGCUGGCGUUGCUCGAAGAUAUCUCACUCAGACGGAAACAAACAAAGUUGUCAGAGAAAAAGAAAGAAAUUGAGUAUUCCAUAGCACAGCGGCUGAACAGACUGUUCAAACAAUUUAUAUACAGAUUCCAGAAUGAUGUUCAAGUGUAUUUUGAAUAUAUCAGGUUUUGCAGAGGUGUUGGAUUUAAACAGGCUAUAUCUGGUAUUAUUGGGCAAAUGCUACAGGUACAUGGCGACAAGCCAAAUAUGUGGCUCAUGGCCAGCAAAUGGGAAAGUGAAGAGGAAAAUAAUUUGGAAAAUGCUAAAGGUUUCCUUAUAAAAGGCAUUCAGAGACAUCCAGAUUCAGAAGCAUUAUACUUGGAGUUAUUCUAUAUUGAACUAAUAGAAUUAACAUUCAAAAUUGAGACGGAUGAAGAAAAGGAAAAACAAAUAAGAAGGGCAGAUGUUGUUUGGAGGAAUGGCUUGAAGAACAUCAGUAAUGUAUCGUACUUGUUUAAACUACUUGAUUUAUGCAUGAAAUAUGAUGUGAAGGGAGAGAUUUUGGAAGGAAUAAAACAAGAGAUAUGGACAAGACGUAAUAAUAAAGAUGUGUGGCCUUAUAUAGCGUCAAAGGAGUUGCAGGAGUGUCAUUGGAAGGAAAUUGAAGAAUUUGUAGAUGACGAGUACGAUUUUCCUCCUGUGGUUAAUAAUUUUAUAGCUGUCUAUGAAGAAGCUUUGCAAAAGUUUCCAGAAGAAAGUUUAUGUACAAAAUACAUCCAUGAUCUGCUGGGUUUGAGUGAUAAUGUUUGUGUUGAAUCACAAAAGAUCGAAGCUGUUAAACACGCCUGGAUGUACGGCCAUGACAAUGGAUUGCUGUCCAGUGACAUGUACAGUUUUGGAAUUGAAAUGUUGAAACUGGAAAACAAAAUGUCGGAAAAUGAACUUGUAGAGAUGUUAGAAACCGCCCUAAAAAGAAAUUCGAAACAUAGGCAUGUAUGGCAGGAACUCCUGUUGUUAAAUAAAGAUGACGAAAAGAAAAUGGUGUCUAUCUUACAAGAUGCAACAAAGAAAGUGAAGACUGAUGAUGCUGUAUGUCUGUACAAUCUUGUAUUGGACAAUGUCCAGUCAAAUACAACUUUGAAGAACUUGUAUAAAAAAUUCCAAAGUUGUGAGAACGCUGUUUUGUUGGAGGUGAAACCGAAAUUAUUGCAGAAAAUGUAUGAGCAUAACGGACUGAAGGCGGCCAGAGAAAUGUAUGAUGACCUAAUUAGGACACCACCUACUCAAAUAGAUGUUCACACGACUAUGAUAGAUAUAGAGAAAUCACAAGACAAAAUAAAUAUUAAAAACAUUAAGAAGUGUUACGAAUGCUUAGUUCAGCAUCAUGGCAGUGACAAUGUUGGUAUCUGGGCAGAUUAUAUGAAUUUUGAAAUUGAUAAUGGGAAUGCAUCAGCAGCACCAGGGAUUUACAGAAGAGCUGUUGCAACACUAAAGAAGGAGUUGGUGGAUGAGUUCAUCAAAACUCAAGCAUUGUCUAAAUUAAAAUAAGUUGUGUGGGAUAUAGAA
Molecule: messenger RNA, 1837 nt
Organism: Manduca sexta (tobacco hornworm)
Lineage: Eukaryota; Metazoa; Arthropoda; Insecta; Lepidoptera; Sphingidae
Product: U3 small nucleolar RNA-associated protein 6 homolog
Exons: 8
Coding region: 113-1819 (568 amino acids)
Biological process (GO): maturation of SSU-rRNA from tricistronic rRNA transcript (SSU-rRNA, 5.8S rRNA, LSU-rRNA)
Cellular component (GO): small-subunit processome; Pwp2p-containing subcomplex of 90S preribosome
Molecular function (GO): snoRNA binding; protein binding
Source: RefSeq, a predicted model, not a curated record